Molecule: messenger RNA, 4382 nt
Organism: Manduca sexta (tobacco hornworm)
Lineage: Eukaryota; Metazoa; Arthropoda; Insecta; Lepidoptera; Sphingidae
Gene: cher
Product: filamin-A
Exons: 19
Coding region: 168-2939 (923 amino acids)
Biological process (GO): actin cytoskeleton organization
Molecular function (GO): actin filament binding
Source: RefSeq, a predicted model, not a curated record
CCACCUAGUCUUACGUCGCGCUCACCGCUGUGCGGUCCUUUCUGGAAUUCCACAUUCGAUAUUCAAAAAAUUAAAAAGUGUCAAGUGUGAAGUGCUCUUAGUGAAUUUUAAAUUUCGAAUUACGGUUGGUGUUUUAAAAAUGGCGCCAUUAAAAAAAAUCUGAAUAAAUGGCGUUUAUGAGUGGAUUGUGGAAUUCUAUCGUUGGCUGCAACGAGAAAGAGGACAAUUGGGAUCUCCUAAACCGUCUCUACAUAGACAAAACUAAGAAAUAUUUCUCAGUGUCAGAAGUUGAUAAAGAAGACGUGCCUAUAGUAUUUUCGGAGACGCAUAAAAUCGGUUUCAACAAGGCGGCAUUUGGAUACACAUUUACACCGAUUAACUUCGUGACUAUCUACCACAUUGAUACGAGAAAAGCGGAAGUCAAGAUGCCGAGCGGCCACAUUGACCAGCCUGUGAUUGAGGACAACCGAGAUGGUACGGUCAGCAUCAAGUACGACCCUCGCGAGGAAGGUGUCCACGAGCUGUACGUUAAAUAUAAUGGAGAACAUGUCCAGGGAUCCCCCUACAAAUUCCACGUGGACUCCAUUUCCUCGGGGUACGUGACGGCAUAUGGGCCUGGAUUGCUCAGUGGUGUCAGCGGUGAGCCCAGCCAGUUCACCAUCAGCACGAAGGGCGCUGGUGCUGGUGGACUUUCCAUGGCUGUUGAGGGUCCUAGCAAGGCUGAGAUCACAUGCCACGACAACAAAGACGGCACUGUCGCUGUGUCCUACCUCCCCACCGCACCUGGAGAGUACAAGAUCACCGUCAGGUUCGGGGAGAAGCAUAUCAAGGGGUCACCGUUCUUGGCCAAGGUGACCGGCGAGGGUCGCAAGAGGAACCAGAUCUCCGUGGGUAGCUGCAGCGAAGUCACCCUCCCUGGCAAGAUCACCGACAAUGACAUCCGUAGCCUUAACGCUUCCAUCCAGGCUCCAUCAGGCCUUGAAGAGCCAUGCUUCCUGAAGCGUCUUCCAUCAGGCAACAUCGGCAUCAGUUUCACUCCUCGUGAGGCUGGCCAGCACAUUGUCUCCGUGAAGAAGAUGGGCGUGCACAUCCAGAACUCACCUUUCAAUAUUACUGUCCAAGCUCAGGAAGUUGGUGACGCUAAGAAAGUCAAGGUAUCUGGCAGCGCGCUUAAGGAAGGCAAGACCCAAAGUGAGAAUACCUUCAACGUGGACACUAGGAAUGCUGGAUACGGUGGUCUCUCACUCUCCAUCGAAGGUCCCAGCAAGGCGGAGAUCCAGUGCGCGGACAGCAAGGACGGAGUGCUCGGCAUCAGCUACAAGCCCACCGAGCCUGGCUACUACAUCAUCAACUUGAAGUUCGCUGAUCAUCAUGUUGAGGGCUCGCCUUUCACUGUUAAGGUGACUGGCGAAGGCAGCAACAGACAGAGAGAGAAGAUCCAGAGGCAGCGCGACCCCGCGCCUCUCACCGAGGUCGGCACAAACUGCAAACUCACCUUCAAGAUGCCUGGUAUCACAUCCUUCGACCUGGCCGCGACCGUCACCAGCCCCGGUGGAGUCUCCGAGGAUGCCGAGAUCCAGGAGGUGGAAGACGGCCUCUACUCCGUCCACUUCGUGCCCAAGGAGCUGGGCGUCCACACUGUUUCUGUCAAAUAUAGGGAGAUCCAUAUCCCCGGCUCGCCCUUCCAAUUCACCGUCGGCCCACUCAGAGACUCUGGCGCCCAUCUCGUCAAGGCUGGUGGUUGCGGCCUGGAACGAGGCGAGGCCGGCAGGUUCAACGAGUUCAACGUCUGGACCAGAGAGGCUGGCGCGGGACAGCUGGCCAUCUCGCUCGAGGGUCCGAGCAAGGCCGAGAUCGACUUCAAGGAUAGGAGAGAUGGAUCUUGUGACGUGUCGUACAAGGUCGAUGAGCCUGGUGAAUACCGCAUCGGUCUCAAGUUCAACGAGCAGCACAUCCCAGACUCUCCUUUCAAGGUGUACAUCUCUCCAGCGGUGGGUGACGCGUACCUGCUGGAAGUGGCCCAGUUCCCUGACUCAGCGCAGGUGGACAAGCCCACGCAGUUCUACAUCAGGAUGAAUGGGGCGAAGGGCAGCUUGGAUGCUAGGGUGAUUUCCCCAUCAGGCAAGACUGACGACUGCUUCAUCCAAAACAUCGACGGCGACCAAUGGUCCAUCAGGUUCAUGCCGCGCGAGAACGGAGUCCACAACAUAAACGUCAAGUUUAACGGAGUUCAUAUCCCGGCCUCGCCGCUGAGGAUCAAGGUCGGUAAGGAUGACGCGGACCCCGCCGCGGUCCACGCGCACGGUCCCGGCCUGGGAACUGUUAAGACUGGAGUGAAGACUGACCUCAUCAUCGACACAUGCAACGCUGGCGCCGGCAUCCUCGCCGUCACCAUGGACGGACCCUCCAGGGUCUCCAUGGACUGCACUGAAGUCGAAGAGGGCUACAAGGUGCGCUACACGCCUCUGGCCCCUGGUUUCUACUAUAUGAGUGUCAAGUACAAUGGACAUCACAUCGUCGGCUCCCCAUUCAAGAUCGAGGCUCAAGGUGGAAACCUAGCCGAGAUCGGAGCUCAGGAAACAUCUUCCGUCACGGUGGAAACCGUCCAGAAAGUGUCGAAGGCGGCGCAGAAGCAGGGUCCAGUGCUGCCACAAUUCAAGUCUGACGCCUCCAAAGUGACCAGCAAGGGUAUGGGUCUCAAGAAGGCGUACCUCAACAAACACAACCAGUUCACGGUCCAUGCUGGAGAUGCCGGCAACAACAUCCUCUACGUCGGCAUCUAUGGCCCCAAGGGUCCGUGCGACGAAGUCCAACUGAAACACAAGGGGAAGAACAACUACGAAUGCUGGUACGUCGUCAGAGAUAGGGGAGACUAUAUCGUCAUCGUUAAGUGGGGAGACGACCACAUCCCCGGCUCCCCCUACAAGGUCGAGGUCUAAAACACCAGCAGGGCAGCGCGUGGGAUAGGGUCGGAUAAAAAAACUCAAAAUUUUAAUGUAAAUUCCAUUUAAGAUUAAUUUGUGUUGUCAAUUUGUGUUCAAUUUCUAGUCUUAGAUUUAGGUUGGAAUUUGGUAAACAGUGAAGGUCUAGUCAUCCGCAUGCGCUGCCGAAAUUUAUUUCUUUUCAUUUUGUUUUCUCUCAUUUACUGUACAUACACGCUUGUUGUCGGGUAUAAUUGUGGAUUUUUACCUAGACUUACCCAAAAAUAUUUAAAAAAAUCAGGCUAUUGAAUCAAUCAGUCGGUGACCUCACUGAAGUCAUGGCAUGGUUCCUGGGUAAAAACCCGCAAUUAUUUGGGCAUAAAAGAGGUACUUAAGUCUGAUCUCUGUUGACAUCGAAUCCCUCACCUCCCGUGUGUUUCGUUCCUUACUGUAUCGUCAAUCCACAAGCAUUUUCGAUUAACAUAUAUUUUAUGCCAAAAUGUUGUACAAUCGGUAGCAUAAUACAAUGGUUCCUUUUUCGGAUAUUGAUUCGGAUAUAACAACUUGUAGGUUAUUAAAAAUAUUUGGUAGAUGCAUUCUUCACUUACCACGGCAAUGAAACGGACAACUCUGCGGAUAAAAAUAUAUACCUAGGAUAUGAAUGCGGACGAAGUAGUUUGCAAUGUGGGGUGGGUGAUCUCAUUCUGAGUGUUCUUGUUUUGUCUUUUCAAUGUUUAAUUCAUGUACUAUGACUUAGGUGUUUUGUUAAUAGAUUGUUCUAUAAAACUUCGUAAGUAUUUUCUUGAUUAGGGUUCCUAGGUUACCUGGCUUAUUAGCUAAUGAGGUGAAGUACCUUAUACAUCAUAGUGUUUGGGUCAUAGACUGUAUAAUUAUAUAGAAUAGAAGCCAAUUACGCUUGACAGCGGGCUAUUAGUAAAACAUCUAAGACAGCUAAGGAGAAAUAGUCUGCGGAUAUAUCCGCGGUAAGUGAGGAACCGUUAUCCGAUUGUACGAGAUUUUCCUCACGUUUUAUAUGGUUCUCGUUUAGUGUUAAGGGCGACUAAAUGACAAUACAUAUAAAGUAUUAACUCAAAAUAUUCCCUGUAUUUUUAAGUUCAACGAACGACGCAAACUCUUCGCGAAGUUUCCAAGUGAAUGAUAUUUUUUUCAUUUUUGCUACCAUUUUGUUUCGUUCCUCUACGUCUUUUUUUAUAAAAAGUUUUAAUGUUAGAGGAAUGGCAUUCGCUUGGCUUCUUCGUUUGCCUGGCUGUGGUUCAGACUCUGGUCAGUUCGCUGUAGCGUUUGCGCCGUUGUCUAUGAUAAGUUGCUUUCUAAUCAUGUAUGGUUUGUGACUGUUUUACCUACGUAGGUAGAAUGACCCCGUUUAUUGUAAAUACAUAUACGUAAGUGUUUAUUAUUAUAUUUUGCGACUGUUAACUGAAUAAAAAAAGGAAAGUUCUA